CGACCGGGAACCACAUUCCAAUAGUCGGGCCGAACGCCUCGCGACUCGCUGCCACACCGCGACGCUGCCCCAAUACAAAGAACUACUUAGUACUGCAAAAAACCUGUGAUGUAUUGAUUAAUUCCUGUGUUACUACUACAUGAAGUCGUACACCAAACUCUAACGCGUUAACCAGUGAAGUGUGUUCAUAAAAGUGAUAAUUCCAUCGCGUUUCGUGCCAGCCACGUCGAAUACCAUUUAUCGACGGCUAGAAUCUUGUGUAGAAACAUGGUGGACUCCCAGUGUCGAAAUUGAAUGGAUUCGAUUUUCAUGUGUGGAUUGUGAACGUUUUACAAUGUUUUCUGGCAGAUAAUCGCGUUUCGUAGCUAGAAAUAUGGAUUGGUGUGCAAAACUUCGGAGAUAAAUUGUGAUUUAACGCCUUUUGUGUUAAGGUGUAAGCUGCGCUUCGAUCGGAUAUGCUAGUUGAAUAAAGGAGCCAGAAUGGUGUCUUACGCUUAUUUCGGCCUGCGGCAAACGCCUUGGACCCUACUAGUUCUCAUUUUCUUCAUCGAAAGCGUGAUGGGGAAUUACGCGAAAUCUUUCUACAUACAUUGGAAUACCACAAAUAGCAUAUUCAGGAUAGACAAUACGGACCACGUAUUUGACCUCAACAAAGGUAACGCUCAGUUCGAGUACGACCAAGUGAAUAUAAUAUGUCCUGUGUACGCUCCUGGGACUUUUGAGGAGGACACAGAGAAAUACAUAAUUUAUAACGUUAGUAAGGAGGAGUACGAUACGUGUAGGAUAACGAAUCCCAAUCCAAGGAUCAUAGCUAUUUGUGAUAAACCGCACAAGUUGAUGUUCUUUACUAUCACGUUUAGACCGUUCACACCUCAGCCGGGCGGGCUGGAGUUUCUGCCCGGGAAAGACUACUACUUCAUAUCGACGUCAAGUAAGGACGACUUGCACAGACGCAUCGGCGGUCGGUGCCUCAGUAAUAACAUGAAGCUCGUGUUCCGCGUUUGCUGCAAGCCAGAAGAGCAGUCUCCCGUCCCACCUCCGCAGCCGACCCUGCCUCCUCCGCCGCCACCAACAACGACCACCACCACGACCACAACGACGACAUCAAUGAAACCCGUCACGAAAAAGACGCACAAAUAUGACAAGGCUCAGAAUGAGGUGGUUAAGAGUGAAGAGCUCUCGUAUUCAAGAGGAGCUGCUUUGGCGUCAUCGUUGGCUUUGGCUCUGGCCGCUGUAGCAGUGCUGGCCCCUUUGGCUCGGUGAACUUGCGCCAGGGCGGCGCGGCCACCGCGUCCUGACCUCCUCGCCAAGCCUUGCCCAGCCCAUAACACUCAGACUCUCCAAUCAUUACACUUACGCCCCGAUACUCUAGUCUUUACGUGAAUCGGCGUAAGCGACUCAUUAGUGUUAAAAAACUGUGUUUAGUGUAGUGGCAAGUGCCCCAUGGAUUGUGGAUUAUAAAGGAUUCUUGAAUGGAUUUGUAAGUACUUAGUAGGUUAAGGUCUGAAGUUUGGUGCCGAUCGUUGCGUCUGCAAAAUCUAAGUUCCGAUAUAUAAGUUCCGAAAAUGAUAAAAUUUUUAGACCUUAAGGAACAUUGAAAGCCUAAUGUGACUAUUGUAAAUUAUAAGUAUAUCAGGCCUAUAUUAAUCGAACUAAUAUAUACACAACUGGAGUAGGUACGUUUUCAUAGCAGAAUGACUGCAAAAACUGUAGUUACGUCGGUUAAAUAUAUAAAUUAAAGAAUGUUAACAUGUAUAAUGAUAAUUAUAAGUUUCUUAAACCAUUAGGAAUUAAAACAUUUUUUAUAUUUUCAUUAUUGCAAUGGGGAUAUUUAAGACUUAGGAUUCUCUUUGAAUCACAUACAGAUAGGGAAAAAUCUACCUAUAAGAAAUGAAAAUACGUAGUUUCUUGAUUUAGUUCAAAAGACAUUUCUUUUUUAUUUCUCCCCUACAGGUUUAUGUAUUAUAAUUAGAAUUUAUUUAUCUGUAUGAAAAACUUAGGGCAAGUGUUGUCCAGAAAAACUGUGAUUUUUGGUUUUAUUUAGAAUGUAAUUUCUCUUUAUGCUUAUUAUGUGAUAUAACUUUAUGUAUUUAAAAAAGUAAAGCAUUUUUCAACCUCAUAUUUUCCCGACUGAUUUUGCAUUUUCCGCUUUUUAUAAUCAUUUUAAGCAAAUAGGAAAAAAAUAUAUAAAUACGAAAAAUCACAGAACAUCGAUUCAUAUUUAUUAUCUUUAGGAAUUGCCAGCUAGGUACUCCGUACAAGAAACUAGGAAUGUUUUCCAAACCUACUUACCUAAUUUUAUGUCAAGUCAUUGAAUUUGAUUUCAAUGACAUUUGUGCUACUUUGACCACAAUUUUGUCCAAUAUCUGAAUCUUAUCUCUCUAUCUUAUCUUAGAAGUUAUCGUUCUAAAUGAUAUCAUUAAAAAUACUUACAACUGAGGUUUUACACUAACAAAGAAAAAAACAAAAUUGAUAAAUAAAAACAAUUUUAUUACGAUUUUCUCUAAUCAACGUCUUAUUAUUUUAAGAAUAUAAAAAAGCUUGCCAAAGAUUGGGCAUAAUCACUCAGAGUUACAGAAUUUAAACAGGACAUUGGAACAAACAGCACAAUCUUAUAGAUUGGAUUAAAAUGGUUCUACUGAGUUAAUAAAAUCAGAUUUUGGACGAAAAUCAACAAGCACAACGUGCCAUGAACAGCAUACACCAUACAAUACGAAUAGUGAAAUAGUGAAUGUAGUGAAAAUAGACCGGUUUUCUGUUUAGCCAUAUGCAUUUAGACAGUUAUAUUUUAGAUAGCUUAAGAAACAAACGACUGAGUUGCAAAUUAUUGUGACACGAUUUCAAUAUGGGUAUAGUACCUAUAUUAAAACAAAAUUGAUAGUUUAAAGACGAGUAAUAACCAAAUGUAUAUGAAAUUUGACGUAUACGAAGACAAAAUAAACGACAACAGACAAACGAAAAAUAAACAUUAAUAUGCCAGUGAUAUAUUUUAUAUAUUUAAAUUACGGAUAUUUUCCUUUUCUAAUAAAAUUUCAUAAAUUUACUUUGGGAAUUAGUAAAUAUCCAGUAGGUAAAUAAAACUAUUAUAAUCAUCAUCACAAAUAUCAGAAAUAAAAUUGAUGUCAGAAUCUCGGAUUUAUUCAUAAAAUACCUAAUAAAAUGACUACUGAUUUGUUCACAUUAAUAAUUGUCACUUCUUUAAUUAAAUAUUAAUAAUGAUCAUUUUACAAUCUAGGAAUAAUGUAAAUUGUAAAAAUGUAUUAUAUUUUUUUAUUUGCUCUACAAAAGGAUAAAAUAAAAACAACGUACGUAAUUUGUAUGGAAACGUUUUUGCCUGUUGUUUUUUUAAUAAAGGUGAAUGACCUUGGGACGCAAGAUUCACGAAAUAGUUGUUUGGCGCUAAAAAUAUCUGGUAUUCGAAAUCAGAACAAGAUAAUUAAUAAAUCAACUUAUUGAAACAAUUUAUUGGGAGUCUUAAAAUGUCAUUAAUAUCACUAAAUAUUCAUAAUGAAAAUUUUAGAAUCAAGACGAUUAAAUUGACGAUAAAAACUUUAAAAAAGUAAUUUUUAGAUUAGGAUAAAUUUUUAAUGCGAAAUUAACACCAUGUGGUUAAACAAUUUAAAAAAAUCAUUACUUUCUGGCCACAUGAAGUAAACCGAGUAAAAAUAUAUUUUCCAAUUAAUUAACUUAGUAUUUCAAUUUGCUAAUUAAUUAUUUUUUUUCUACAUUUUAAUUUAAACAAUCAAUGUUCAUUUUUAUCAUCAGAAUUGUAAUCAAAAAAUUUUAUAGUCCCAUCAUUAGUUCCAACAUUUCUAAUUUUAAAUUUUAUAACUAUGUACUUGCAGCGUAUGAUUACAUACCUAGUAAAAUAGUUUUACAACUUAUUUUUAAUAUGAUUGCGAAUUUUAUACUCUUGUGAGUUCCACUAACUUUUAUUUUAGGAAUUACAAUUUAAAAUUCUUUACUAAAUUUAUCUGCUAAAGACAGUUAAAUACACGUUGAGCAAAAUUCGGCCAAUUGGCGCUCAUUUUUAUUCUCUCUUAUCCACCUGGCCCUCACAUAUUUUCAACACCAUUAGAAUUUUCAUAUGUUCAUUACUUAGAUAACAUCAAUACUGCGUAUACUUACUGCUUGUAACACUAAUACCUAUAAGAAAGUUGACUUUCGAUAAAUUUUAUCAAAAAAGAAAAAUAUAUUCUCAGCAAAAAAAAAAAAUAUUUUUGACUACUGCCAGUAAUAAAAAUAGAAUCAUGUAUUUGUCGAAAAUAAAUACAUACAAAUCACAGUGACGUCAAAGUAUUACCCGCCUACACUUUUCCCACUUUAUGAGGAAUCGAAAUCCUCCACUUCUCCCUGUCUGAUGUCAACCGAUCUGUUACAUUCCUCUGCCAUAAAAAUGGAAUACAAAGUUCCUUAUGUAUUAAUCCAAGAUAUCAGCUACUUAAAUACAAAAUUUCAUAAAAAUUGGCCAAGCAGUUUGAGCGUGAAGAAGUAACAAACUCACAAACUUUCGCCUUCAAUAUUGGGAUGUUUCUUCUUUAAAUGGUUCAAUAAAAAUUUAAUCUAUCUAUAUAAUUCAUCACCAUACAGAUGGCUCAGGUGUAUAUGUGCUCAACUGUACUUCGGUUGGAACGUUAGUCUCAUGCGUGUAGCUGGCUUAAUAUUAGAUGUUUUAUACCAGAAGUAAUAAACAUUUAACCCCACAUUCUUAAGCCUGAUAGCUAUAAAAUUAAACAGAAACGUAGUAAAAACUAAAUAAUUAUUUGAGUUAGUUUUCUAGUAUAACCUUUAAGAUUCACAUGUCGAUUGAAAUAAUUAGAGUUUUAUGCGAAUAGGCAUCUAAUGAGCACCUAAGUUGGUCGAGUGGUUAAGAUGACCACCAAGUCCCAGACUCGGAUCCUAGUAUAUUCCGUGCUAUGCGUUUGUAUGCAAUAACUCAUGUGUCGUUGUAUCUCAUCUUCGUUUAGGGCUGUGACGCCACGAAGCCAGAAAUCAGUGUAAAAAUAACUUUAAAAUGUUAACUCUGCUGUGAUUUUACAACCGCAUUCUGUAGUAAACCCUCUUUGGGAAUGCUAUUGUCGGCUAUUAGCUGUCUAGACUCGGCGUCCCAUAUAGUCAACUAACUAAAAAUAAGACAUUAAUUCACAAAACAAAGAGCAUAAUGAAUCAAGUUUAAUUGAAACAUCGUUUUUCUGUGCAAUCGUUUGACAAAGUCCUAAUGCAUUGUUGUCUAAACAAAUGGUACCAAAAUAAACCAACAGCUAUUAAGUUGGGUCGCUUACCUUCCACAUUUCUAUAUAUUGAGCCAUAGACAUAUUAUAUACUAGACUAGUCGAUGUCAAUUAUCAAAAAAAUAAAAAAUACCUCACUUCUCUCCAUCUGGGGGCUUACCAUAAUCUCUUAACGCAAUACACUUUACGACCUAAACCAUUCGUACCAUCGACUUAAUUUUUUGUAUGAAUGCGAUUCAUAUUAGGUUCCUAAAUUGUACUGAGUUGCAUUGGAAUCGUUCUGUAAAAGUUGAUGGUAGGCCUGCAGUUCUCUUCCAUUUAUAUUCGGCCAUUUUAAUGUCGACCGUUGUCCUUUUAUAAGAAUGGAUAAGGAGGUUAGGCAUGAGCAUGACCCACCACGCGGGAUCAAUGCGAAUUGAUGGGAUCUAUGGGUAAUAAAAGAGUUUCUGUUAACAAAAAUAUAAACAAGAAAGUCAUAUUUCCAAACGACUGUUAUUAAUCUUUAUCAUUCUCGUGGCUAGUCGAUUGUAUUUGAUGAAAUGUCAAGUCAGAUGUCUUAAGGUAAUUUAACUCUAGUAUUAUCAAGAACUUUAGUGUCAUCAAGAAUUUUCUCUAAAAGAAAGAUGAUAAGAGACAACAGGAUUUAGAAAAAUGACAGACGGCGUAAAGGAUACUUCAACAUGGCGACCAAAAUCGGAACCAUUUUGAAUGAAUGAAUUUUUCUAAAUUUAACAGUAGCGACGGUUCGCUUAGUUUGUUCGAUUAUACCAAUUUAUUGUUGGUGUUUGCUCCACAUUCCUCAUUAUAUCUUAUCAAGUGUGUUAAUACUAACACUGGUGCCAGAUUUUAUUCAAGCCGCCUAAGUGACAAUCAUAUAAAUUACUUUAAACCGUCAUUUAGUGACAAGUAAUCGCAUACACAAACGCCAACCAUAUGCAGGUUUCCUCAUGAUGUUUUCCUUCAUCGGAAGCAAGUGGCGGCCUAUGAAAACUAACCUGGAACCUUUCGAUUCACAGUUGGGCAUCUUAACUUUCACCGCUUCAAAAUACUGUUUAUUAUUUUUAUUAUGCCUACUAGCAUAGUUCUGAUUAUAUUAAUCUAAUAAAAUAAUGAGUCUGGUCACUUGAAUAAAUAUUUUUUCAUUCAUUCAUUCAUUCAUUCAUUACAAUCAAGAGUCAAUGCCUAGUCUCGGCUAAUUUCUUAGAAGUCGUUGGAGCAUCUAUUUUUAUUCAAAACUUCUAAAUGUCUGUAUAAGCGUUUCGUUUAGACUUGAAGCUAUUUAGAGACGGGUUUAAAGGGAUGCAGUAGAAUUUGUAGGAUUUUCGUGGUUUAUUACGACGCUCUCUGUCUUGGAUGUGAAUAUAUUUUUAAAUCUCACAAUUGUCAAUUGACGUCUUUAGAGAAAAGGCUGCGCUUAAAUUUGUUGCGCCGCUUCUUCUUCACCAGCGCUUUGGAAGUCGGCAGUAGACUUUUUCAGUUUCGAGUAUUUUGACGUCAAUAAGUGAUGUAUGUUGUCCCGAAUUGAAUAAUGAAUUUUGAAUUUAAGUGCAAGUACAGUUUGUCUAUAUAUAUCAAAAAAUCACAGGACUAAAAUUAAAAUUAUAAUCACAUGGGAUAUUUUAUAUCCCAAAUUCCUUACCAGAGGAGAAAUUUAAUUGGCUACGAUAAAAUAAAAUAAAAAUAGUUUUAUUCACCGUAAUAUAGUAGUAAAACUUAAUUAUGGUGGUCAAACGGCACAUGUUUCAUAUAACAUUGAGCUCAUAAGAGCAUAAGAGCAUUGCUACUCGUGUUUUAAAAUAGUCUCAAAGAUCAUAAAUCAUAUUUAGUAUACUGGUACCGAUAUGUUAAGCUUAUUAAUGAAUGGGCCGCUUUAUAUUUAGGUUUUCAUGGGCUAAUUAACUUUCGAUUUGGAUUUGGGAUAUUUCGAAAACGGCAUUUAUAAAGUUAUGAGGAUAUUUGAAACGAGGGAUUCGUUUCAAAUAACAACAAAAAAUAAUUUUGGAUCUUCACCCUAUCUCUCUCAAAUCUGUGCCAUUUUCCGGUUUCUUCUUCAGUAGCUAAACGUCGAUGCCCAGGACUCCAAUUAAAAAAGUGUAAAAAGUAAAACUAAUCUGUCAAAAUUUUCAUUAAAUGAAAGAAUUAAAUUUUUGUAGCAAACCGUUGUGACAUUCGCUCAAAUGAAAUUAGAUUACGUGUUUUUAUUUUGUUUCAUGAAUAAGAAAUAUGAAUUUAUAUACGAUAUUACUAAUUAAAAGGUCGGCAAAAAUUCUCUGAUUUAUUCAUUCAUAAUUAGUUCGUUCAAUUCUAGAAGAAAAUUUAUUUAAUAAGAAUACGAUCUAAAUGAAUUCAUAUCAAAACGUAAAUCUUUGAUCUGAUUCUUAAAACUAUUCAAAUCAAAAAACAUCAAUGAAAUAAAAUCAACUUUUAAUAACAUAAUUCGCAAUUUAAAAAAUCGAUUCCAUUUUUUACAAGCAUUUAUAAAAGUAACUGUCAUGUUAUCUCUCAUUUGUGGCCAGAUAAAUGUGCACUAUUAAUCAUUAACUCGGAUGAAGACAUUCGAAAUUUUAAUUUAAAAAAUAAAACUAUGAUUUGUUUUUUUUUUCUUGUCAGACAUUUUCACUGAUUCCUGCCAGCAAUUUAGCUGAACGACUUCAAAGUUAAUUUGAGACGAAUAUAUGGGAUGUGGGUAACAUUCGUCUAAAUGAUUUCUCUUUUUAAAAAUAAAAGGUAUAACUUAUUCGUAAUAGAUGUCAUAAUGACAGUUUUACUUUUAAGAAAUCAUUGUUAACGUCACUUAUUAUCUACUAAUUUUCUCUUCAUUUAAUUUUUUGCAAAAUAUCACAGUUAAUUUAAAUUAAAAUUAUUAUUUUUUUGUAAAACUUACAGACGUUUUAUCUUACAAAUAAUCAUCAAAAUAAUUUACGUUUAUUAUUUUAUAUUUUUCUCUUCUGAAUGACAAUAUUUUAAUGUCUUUAGAAUGUGGCCACACAAAUAUAUGUCGUACAUAGGUCAUUUUAUAAUAACCUAAAUAAAACAGUUGUCACCAUAAUAUGCAACUCUGUCGUCAACAGACAUUUUUUCUUAGAACAUAUUAAUUAGUUUUCAUUAGUUGUGCUGUGUACUUAGAAUAAUAUUUGCCUAUCAAAAAAAACCUCACUCGAAUCUCUACGAAACUAACCAGUCCGUUAGAUUUUAAUGAAAAAAUAAUUUUAUAUUAUAAUUAAUGAAUUGAGUUUUUCGGUCAGAGAUCAUUUUUAAUUUAAUUUUUGUUCGCUAUUUAAAAAUACAUUUCACAAUUCAAAUUUAGAAGAUUUUUUUUUUUAUAUGUCACAAUAUUUAGCUAUGUGUAAAUCUGAUUUAUUAUCCGUACUCCACUCCAUUUUUAAGGAUAAAUGAAUCUCAGUUCUAUUUUAAUAUAUAUUUUUCUAAACUUUGAAUACCUACAUGAUAUUGAUUCGAUAUUCAAUUAAUACUGGCCGAAAAACACACAUUAUAAAUUGAUACGAUAUAAGUCUAAAUCGGUGAAAAUAUUUCUUUGUAUAAUAAUGGUUAGUUAUUUAAUCCGUUGGUAUUGCAAAAUGGCAUUUGUCUCCUAUAACUUGUGUCUAGUUUUGUCAAAUGUGUUUUAGAAGUCGCCAACUGCCAAUUAAAAAAAAAUCUAUUCAGACAGAUUUUAUUUUAUUUUUUUUUAAUUGUAAAAAUGAAUAAGCGUCCAUUUUUGAAUUUACUAAACGUAAAUCGGGAUUUAUUUAUAGCAAUAAUUUUAUUCUGUGAUUGCCAUAAUCGACAAUUCUAAUAUUUUUUAAAUUGCCAUAAUGAAACACUGGCAGACCUAAAAUUUAUUUGACAAAAUUAUUUAUUUGCUCAGCGGAGGUUGUCACUAUGAAAAUAUUAUACAUAUUCCUCCCCCUUUUUACUAAAAAAAAACACAAUGUUCCUCUUUUGUGACUUAGUUAAUUUUAUUUACAUUUUACGUAUUUAAUGUUAAAGGCAAUAAAUUUAACACUUCCAUGGAAAUUAAAUGUUACCUAGUUAGGGUUCUUUUAUGGUACGGAACCCAAAAACGUGUCAUCAGUAAAGGGAAAGGUUUAGCCUUUUUUAUAAAGAUUUGAAUUACAAAUUCAAACAAUAAACCCCUUAAUGGGAUGCUUGAUUUAAAUUUGUAAUUUAACAUUUUAAAAGUAAAUUGCUAAUUUUAUUCUCUAAUGAAAUCUUUUUAGUACUAAAUAAAUCAAUUGUCUAAAUUUUCAAUUCUAAUAAAUUUAUAUGCUUUUAACAAACAUACAAAUAUUUUAUAUUUUAAAUUAAAACACGGACAUUGGUGCUAGUAGGGAUGAAUUUUAGUUUCUUUUUUAUAAUUUAAAAUAAAUAUAUUUAUUUAUUUCAACGGUACGUACUUAAGUUAAAAAAAAUAUAGCAAAAACUCUAGAAUAAAAAAAUGAUAGGUCAGCUACCUCUUUUACUGUUCUAAAUAUAUUUUUAUAUAUAAAAAAACUAAUGUUAGUGUUGCCAUUUUACAAUACUAACGGCGAAAACGGUCCUAAAAUAUUUCGAAAUCAAUAUUCCUACAAAGAUUGUUGGGUAAAUGGUGAAGCUAUAUUAGGUUUAGAUAGCAGGAUUUUUACACUCACUGUCCAAUAAAAAAAAAGCAAAAAAAAACAUCGACUUUUAAAUUAAAAAAAAAAUCUGUCAAAGGUAGUUUAAUUUUUCGUUCAAGUUCUUUGUGCCCAAAGCAUACUCGUCUAUAUUACCUCUGAAUAGUUAGUGCUGGGUAACUUGAUGUACAGUUGACUGUACAUAAAUUAGUCUGGUAAAAAAAGAAGGAGAUUUGUCUUUAUUUAAAGAUCUUUCUUCACUGCACGGUGGAAUAAUUUUUAUUUAUUUCGUAAUUUAACAUUUGAGAUUGUGAUUCUAGAAAAUCUAUAACGUAAUUACACAAUUGGUGUACAAUAAAUUACAAGUGUAAAUUACGUACCCGCUGUACCUAUUUCAAUUUCUGAUUAUUUUUAUUGGACGGUGAGUCGAAUCGUAGUGUACUAAUAUAUAUUUUUUUGCAACUGUAUGAUUACGUAAUGCUAAAAAGCGGCCAUAUUUGUUUAUAUUUUCAUUCGAAUUAAAAAUGUAAAGAUCGGCGAAGGCAGACACACAUUGAAAAUAGUUUGUAAAAAAAACAACACGCUUUUUACUUGUAAGUAUACUUUUUUAUUUGUAUAUUAUGUAUAAUUUAGGGUUUUGUGAAAAAUUUAAUGAUUGCAAUAAUUUAUUUUAAUCUUGUAUUAUAAUGACUGAAAUUAUAAUUUUAAUAGAUUUACUGUGUUUGUUGUGUGGAUGAAAAGUUUUAAAGUAGGGAAGUAAUACUUACGAAUGUAUGAACAGAACACACUACGUGUAUAUAAAGUUUCUAUGUUACGCGAAAAAGUGUACAAUGAACGUAUGGUACUCUCUUUUAUUUAUAACUAAAGAAACUAAUUAUCAGAUCGUGACUAUAGGCGUGCUACCCAUGGAUUCAGUAAGUAUUCGGAGUACCUACUAAAAAAAGAAAAAAGUAUUCGGGUAGCAAAGCUGCUACCCGAGUACUUUUUUCUUUUUUGAUUAUCUAAUGCUUGCUACAUAUUGACAAGGUUAUCUGCUAGAUAUUCUUGUUAAUCUGUAGCAAGUAUAUGGACCCGGUGAUGGAGUCGCUACUGUCUAAUAAAUUUGCCAAGACAAUGUUAUACUUAAAUGUCAAAAUGACCUUCGUAAGUUUUCAAUUUUGAUCACUGGGCCAGAUAUAUCUUGGGGCUGAAAGAUAGAAAUGACAUGCCACUACCGCAUUUGCUGUUCUUGUGUACGUAAAUAAAAACAAAUAAAAAAAUAAAAUUAAUUUAAAUAAUUCGCUGCUAAGGCCUGCCUCUGUAGAGAAACGUCCGAAGACAAAUUUGAACAAUAGUGCGCAUGUGCGUGGACUUUUUUAUAAACUGUCAGUCAUAACCUCACUCGACCAAUGGCGCCAACUAGUGCGCGAAGAAUGAAACGUCUUAUUGCGAUAGUUAAUUGUGUAAAUGUUUUUUUUUUAAACUUUGAUAUUAACUUUAUCCUGCGAGCCGCCUUCGUUUAGAUACAAUGGCAUAGUUUGCGUUUUUCUGCUCAGGUUAAAGUUAACAUCAAAGUUGACUGGUGCCACUCAUCCUUCAUAAACAAAUGCCUGUUUAACCGGUCAAUGUAUACUUUUAAACGUCGCUCAGAAAUUAAAUUAUCCUUCACUCUUUUCAUCUACAUUUCAAACAGUAUAAAUAACCAGUAUUAUGAUUUUGGUAACAGUGUGUUUGCCGACAUAAAAAAAUGAACGAACGAAAUUGUUAUUGAAAAAAAAAAAUUGGUAAAGACGAUCUGUAAAAAUAGGAAGGUUCGAAAAGUAUAUGUACCUACUAAUAUAUGUAUAAGUAAUGUAAAUAUGUUGUUAAUUAAGGAGUAGACCCUGUAGGUAUUUAUUUGUACUGUUUCGGACCUUUGUUGGUAUCCAAAGUUUUUAAUUUAUUUUUCGACCAAUAAAUGUUGAAAGAAGUAA
This is a messenger RNA of Plodia interpunctella (Indianmeal moth), 11778 nucleotides long. RefSeq names its product ephrin (gene Ephrin). Gene Ontology annotation, molecular function: ephrin receptor binding. Gene Ontology annotation, cellular component: plasma membrane. Lineage: Eukaryota; Metazoa; Arthropoda; Insecta; Lepidoptera; Pyralidae. The record is from RefSeq and is a predicted model, not a curated record. The transcript has a single exon. The coding region runs from base 481 to 1263 and encodes 260 amino acids. Gene Ontology annotation, biological process: axon guidance; ephrin receptor signaling pathway.